UUUGUACGAGUGAUCAGGACUUCAAGAUCAAGGAUGACUUGUGUAAUUCACGUAGAUUUUGUGUUUAUCAUGAAGAUAGCUGGAUAACAUAAGGGAUAAAAGGCUGUAUUUUGGUCGAAGAAGAGUACAAAAUGUCUGCUACGAACGAAGCAGAAAGAAAGAAACACAUUCACGAGUUUCAGCGAAAUGCACAACGAUUUCUGACUGACGACGACCGUGACUACCUUCAUGACAUUAUGAAAGAAUACCAAGCUCACUUGUCAGUAGACAAGUUAAUUCAAGCUUUGAAAUCAUGCUUGGACACUCCUCGAAAGCUCGACUUACUCGCAGACAUUAGAAAUCUCAUUCCUUUGGCUCAACUGAGCCGUUUUGAUAGUCUGGCUCCGUAUAACAAAAUGGCUCAUCCGUACCGACCUACAAAUCAAAUCUCUCCGGACAGAAGGACUCAAAACUUGAAUGGACAAUUAAAAGAACGCCAACAGAAUGGACGAAUAUCUCCUGGAGGGAGUCCAAGGUCUUUUAAAGUCAUAACAUUGGCAAAAACUUCGGCGGAACAAGUUUUGGGGUUUAGUAUUCAAGGUGGAAGAGAGCGGGGUACCUAUGUUUACGUUUCUGAAGUCGACUCAAGAUCGUUAGCAGAGAAGCAAGGAUUGUCUGUUGGAGAUGUCAUAAUAGAAGUGAACGGAAUCAGUUUUGAACACAUAGCUCUAAGUUCAGCUGUUAACUUGUUAUCUUCAUUAAAGAAGAUUAAAAUGGUGGUGAAAUCUCAAGGGAAAAUGCCGGAUUUGGGUGAAGGCAUGUCGAGGAAGAAUCCAUGGAGUGAAAGGAAUGGAGGAGCUUCCCCAGAUGGUAAUGACAGUGUACAGAAUAGCAGCACCAGCAGUGUAGGCAGCCACAACAGCAUUACGUUGCAACCCAACUCACACCUCCUGAACAGUGAUGAUGAACGCAGAGUUAACCUAGCAGUUGAGUCAACUCCAACCGGAUUUAUUGGAUUCAACUUGAGGGGUGGAGCGGAGUACGGUUUGGGAAUAUAUGUUUCAGGGGUUGAUCCUGGUUCAUUAGCUGAACAAUCAGGAUUCAGAGUUGGAGAUCAAAUUCUUGAUGUGAAUGGAAAAAGUUUUGAAAAUGUCAAGCAUAAAGAAGCAGUGGAUUUCAUUAAGAGUCAUGCACAUAUUAUCGUCACACUAAAGGCUGUUGGUAAAUUACCUGAAGCAAAGCAUUAUACAUCUGAAAUAAGUUGGAUCUAUCCUGAUGGCACAAUAGCUAGAGAAGGAAAAGAGAAUUAUACGAGAUCUCUGUCAUCACCCAGCCCUCCAGUGUCACCAUUGGAACUCAGUCAUUCAAGCACUCAAUUCCCAGAUUACGAGAACAAUAACAUUAGAAUGGAAAGCCCCAAACCUGAACUAAGGGAAUUUGGAGUCCAGACCCCAGUUGCAAAAAUAGACUCAGAUACCCAAACACUUGAUGAAGUUCCUGUAAGAGAUGUACAGCAAGAAGCCAAGGAAAAGCUUGAGAGGACACAGAGUUCUAAAAGUGUUGCAACAACAUGUUCAUCAAGUAGUGCAGACACAGAAAAGAGGCAAUCUGUACACUCAAGUUCAUUCUCUAUCGAUAGCACCAAUAGUAGAGAAGACUUGGAAAGGAAGUACUUGGCUGCUGGCCACAGCGGUGCUUUUAGCGCUGAGAACAUCAAUAUUCAGGCUACAGCAAGUGAUAGUGAGGCAAUAUUGCAAGAUGAAACCAAACGAAAGGUGAAGAAAUCCAAGUCCUUCUUGCAGAAGCAUGGAGACAAGAUUAAAUCUAAACUGAGCUUUAGGAAAAAGAGUAAACCCAAGAUGGAGCAGAAAGGAGGUGGUCCAAGUAAACAGCAACUGCUAUUAUAUGUGGAGGAACGAGCCAAAAAGAUCCUUGUUGUGGAUGAAUACAAUGUACUUAUCAAGCACAUUAAAAAUUAUAUGGAUGACUCAGAUGUUGAAACCCUGGUCCAAAAUCUAUUGUCCAUACUAGAUAAACCAGAGAAAGCUCUCUUACUCAGAGAUAUCAGAACUCUUAUCUCUUCAUAUGACCUUGGCCGUUUCGAUGCCAUGGUUUCGGCACGUGAAAAGGAUGCUUUAGAAUAUCUGAGCAUGUUUGUACCAGGUUCACCAUCAAUUUUGCCAACACAAGUAGAAAAACCCAAACGUCAGCUUAUUUCAGUUAUUCAAGAUAGCAGAGGUGGAUUUCAAAUAAGGAGUAAAGAAGAAUUAGAAAAAAUGAAAAGAGAAAGGGAAAGGGAAGAACAGGCAAAAGCCGUCAGACGAGAAUGGCUUGGUGGUAACAUCCUUGAUCGUCAGGCACGUAUCGGCACAUCAGAUUACUAUGCUGUUCAGUCAACCACUCCUGAUGCCAUUGAGAUGGUUCCAGUUAAAGACACUGGCAUGCCUCCAGUAGAAAACAUUUCUAAUCCAUCUCCUAUGACACUCAGUGUACCUGUUAUUCAAGUAAAUAAUGACGAUAAUGAGCUAGAGGUUCCCAUGGAAACAAAGCCUAGCUCUAACACUCUCUUAGUGCCAGACAGAGUGGCUGUUGAGUAUAAGGAUGAUGAUGAUGAUGAUGAUGUACCAAUGGGUGGAGGUCAGUCAGCUUUUGUUGCCGUUCCUUCAACAUCUGCUGCAUCCACUUCAGGAUCGGAGAGUUUGAUCCUCCUGCCAAAGAACCGAACAAGCUUAGGCAUCAGUAUAUCUGGUGGCAAAGGAACAAAGACACAGCCAGAAAUAAGAGUUGAAAAGAUAUUUCCUGGUGGAGCAGCACAUGAUGAUGGAAGACUAAAGAGUGGCGAUGAAAUUAUAUCUGUGGAUGGCACUAGCAUGAGAGAUGUGACUCAUGCUGAAGCCGUCGACAUAAUUAGAAGGUCAUACAAUGAUAAAAGUAAAAGGGCUAUGCAUAUAACAGUGAUUCCAAAGCAAUAACACUUCAUCCAUAGUAUAAAAGAAAAACAUUACAUGGUAUACAUUUGUUACAAGAAACAAAGUCAGAUUUAUAAAACCAUUCACAUUUAUUUAGCAGAAACUAGCUGUAUGAGUGACAAAUGUACAGCAUGUGGAAAUAGGCAAUUUUUUACUUGGGCAUUAACAAUAACAUUUUGAACCAUCGUUGACGUCAUAUCCUGGUUAAUAAGAGGACAUACCAUGCUAAACCAUUGGAAUUUUUUUUUACUACAAAAACAGAAAAAGUUUGGAAGGAAAAUGGUUUCAAGCACACUCAGGCAUAAUUUGUCGAUGUAAUUUGUUGGUAUGUCCUUCAAUUUACUAUGGCUCUUGACCAAUACGAAAGCAAGGAAAUUUACUUUGGGUGUAAAGUUUUCCCAAUUCAGAAUACAUUCUCUUGAGAUUUUUCAUUUAAGUUGCAUCCGCAUUUAUAUAAUAUAAUAAACAAAGAAACAGCAACUAAGAGAAUGAGAUAUUGAUCUGAAACGGGAAACCAUAUGAAACUGAAUUUUUUUUAGCCAAGAUUUAUUUCCAAGUUCAAUGUUUUAUUAGCCUAAUUAGUAUUCAGCAACCACAGCAUAUAGUGUAAUAAUUAUAUAACCAGUUUUGGAAAACUGUCUUUAAAAAUAAUCCAUUUGCAACAAUGAAAAUGUAAUUAGCAGGUAUAAAGUGAGCAUGCUUUUAUAUAAAAAAGUUUUUAAAGUCAGAAUGAACUUUGAACUGACCAAUACACAUUCUUGUAAGCCAUUCAACAUAUUGGCAAUCUGUCCAGUGAUUAUUAGACCAAGCUUCAUGCAGGCUUGUUAUUAAAUGAUUGAUAACAAAUCUGUAAUUUUUUAGUGCAUCUGACUACAAAUUUGGGCAAGCCAUUUCAUAAUAAUCAAAAUCAAAACCAAAGCUCUACUUCAUUAGCAUCAGCAAUCCUUUUACAGCAUGCUUUUUAGAGUGAUUUUCAUAAACCCGUGAAACAAAUACCAUUAGUUAAUGUGUAAUAGUUAAACACAACAAAAGAACACAAAGGAAUUAGGGUCUACUAAUUUGUAUGAGGCUAGUGUGUAUUUCACGGGUUUAUGAAAACCACUCAAACUAGUUAUUAGCUGUUAACCUUUAGUGGCGAACAAUGCUUUAUCAAUAUUGAUUAUUAUUGAAUGUAUGUAUUGCAUAGUACCUGUUUGGAAUAAUAAUUAUUACCCACGAUGUUAAUUAGACACAAUCAUGCAACACUACAAUAAGUAAUUAAAUUGUGCAAUAUUA
This is a messenger RNA of Actinia tenebrosa (Australian red waratah sea anemone), 4223 nucleotides long. RefSeq names its product PDZ domain-containing protein 7. Gene Ontology annotation, molecular function: protein binding. Gene Ontology annotation, cellular component: cilium; stereocilia ankle link complex; plasma membrane. NCBI's taxonomy places the organism in Eukaryota, Metazoa, Cnidaria, Anthozoa, Actiniaria, Actiniidae. The record is from RefSeq and is a predicted model, not a curated record.